CUGGCCAUGCAGGUGGUGGGCACCCUGGCCUGGGGCUUCUGUCUGGGGCUCCUGCUCGGCUGUGCGGCCCUCGGCUCCCCAGAGAGCAACAAGGAGCGCAAUCUCUACAACCGCCUUUUUGACAACUAUGACAAGUCCCAGUGGCCGGUCCAGAGAACGGACGAAGUGCUCCAGGUCUUCUUGAAGCUGACCCUCACCAACCUCAUCUCACUGAAUGCCAAAGAGGAGACGCUGACCACCAAUGUCUGGAUUGCUCAGCAAUGGGUGGACUAUCGACUGAACUUCACCAAGGAGGAAUAUGACAAAGAGCUGCGGGUCCCGGCUGACCACGUGUGGCUGCCAGACAUCGUCCUGGAGAACAAGUGCGUGGGAGGGCCACGGGAGCUGCCGAAGGGAGGUGCCUUCCUCCUCCUAACCUUAACCCUUCCCCCCACCAGCAUUGAUGGCAACUUUGAGGUGGCCUAUUCCGCCAACGUCCUGAUCUCCCCCGGGGGGGAAAUGUACUGGCAGCCUCCUGCCAUCUUCCGCAGCUCCUGCCCCAUCGAGGUCACCUUCUUCCCUUUCGACUGGCAGAACUGCUCCCUCAUCUUCCGGUGGGUCGGGGCCCCCGUGACUCUGGGCAGGGGGGCAUCUGCGACUCCUUGCUGUGCCUUGGGGAUUGCUCAAGGAGAGUGGGAGGCCCGGCCUUCCCCCGGCCUCCUGCUCUUCUGCUCCUCCAGGUCCAAAACCCACAAUGCCCGGGAGGUCGAGCUGCAGUACGGCCUCAACGACACCACCUUCAUGCCAGUGGAGGAGGUCAUCAUUGAAGACUUCACAGAGAAUGGGGAGUGGGCCUUAAUAUAUCGGCCAGCCCGCCGGGUCUUGGCCCCCAUCGCCGGGCUGGAGGCACCGGGCUUCUCCGAGAUCCACUACUUCCUCAUCAUCCAGCGCAAGCCGCUCUUCUACAUCAUCAACAUCAUCGUGCCCUGCGUGCUCAUCUCCUCCCUGGUGGUCCUGGUCUACUUCCUGCCCGCCCAGGCCGGUGGCCAGAAGUGCACGGUCAGCAUCUCGGUCCUGCUGGCCCAGACGGUCUUCCUCUUCCUGAUUGCCCAGAAGGUGCCCGCAACGUCACUCAGCGUCCCCCUCAUUGGCAAGUACCUGCUCUUUGUGAUGACGGUGGCCACCCUGAUCGUCACGAACUGCGUCGUGGUGCUGAACAUCUCCCUGCGCAGCCCCAGCACCCACCUCCUGUCCCCCAGGCUCAAGCGCCUCUUCCUCAAGAUCCUCCCGCACUACCUGGGCUCCACCAUUGGCCCUGCAGACGAGGAGUUCCAGGGCGCCCCCUGCCCUCGGCGCUCCCUCUCCCUCUUGGUCAAGGCUGAGGAGUACAUCCUGAAGAAGGCCCGGAGCGAGGUCCUCUUUGAGCACCAGGGCCAGCGCCACGGGCUGCAGAGGGUGCCCGAUUACGAUGGGCUGGACGUGCAGAUGACCACCAUGCUGUACAAGAACCUCUCCAGCCUGGCUCCAGAGAUCAAGGAGUGUGUGGACGCCUGCAACUUCAUCAGCAAGAGCACAAAGGAGCAGAACAGCGACGGGGCGGAGAUGGAGAACUGGAUGCUGAUCGGACAGAUGAUUGACAAGCUCUGCUUCUGGCUGGCCAUCCUGCUCUUUACCAUCGGCACCCUGGCUAUCUUCUUCAUGGGACACCUUAACACGGUGCCCGAGGACCCCUUCCCCAGCCAGUAGGGCGAGGGGCUCCUCUGCAGCCUCCGGCCAGCCGCGAACGGCCUCACCACCUCUCUCUCGUUUGGUAUGGGGGACUGUGCCGUUCUCAGCCCCAGAUGCAUCUGGGGGUCAGCAGCCGCCCCUUCUGCUCAGCGAUGAAGGGCUUUGUGCAGCCCCAAAGCUUGCACGUGUGUGUGUGUGGACACCAGCCGGCUUCAUUUGAAUAAAAGCUUUGAGCCCUUCUUUCUCUCCCCCCCA
Molecule: messenger RNA, 1962 nt
Organism: Pantherophis guttatus
Lineage: Eukaryota; Metazoa; Chordata; Lepidosauria; Squamata; Colubridae
Gene: CHRNE
Product: cholinergic receptor nicotinic epsilon subunit
Biological process (GO): monoatomic ion transmembrane transport
Cellular component (GO): postsynaptic membrane
Molecular function (GO): acetylcholine-gated monoatomic cation-selective channel activity; transmembrane signaling receptor activity
Source: RefSeq, a predicted model, not a curated record